AACACAUUCCUCAUUCUUCAACAUAUAUUCCUCAUCUUCCACUAGAAAUCAACAAGUCCAAGAGAAAUCCCAUUCCCUCUGCCUCUCAAAGCCUUCAACACACAAAAACAGAGAGAGAGAGAGAGAGAGAGAGAGAAGGGGCUCUCAGAUGGCAAUGGCCACCCUUUUCUCCGUUGCAGCUCUCGUAGCUGCUUCUUUCCUAUUAUCAGUCUCCAAAGUUCAGACUACGCAAACUUCACUCUUUCCCAGCGAUUUCACCCAAAAUUGGGCUCCGCAAAUGUUUGGCACUUCUCAGAAUGGGCAGAUCUGGUCUCUUUCUUUGAUCAAUGCAACAGGUAGUGGGUAUCUAACAAACAAUAAGUACCAGUUUGGGUGGUUCAGCAUGAAGAUCAAGCUGGCUGGAAGUAACGCUGCUGGUGUAGUGACAACUUAUUUUAUGUGCUCAGAAAAUGGGGCAGGGCCAACGAGAGAUGAGGUGGACUUCGAGUUUUUGGGGAACGUAUCUGGGCAACCAUACAUCUUACAGACCAAUGUUUUCAAGAAUGGAACCGGUGGCCGUGAGAUGAGGCACUUUCUUUGGUUUGAUCCAACUGCAGAUUUCCACGCAUAUUCUGUCCUUUGGAACAAUCACCAGCUUGUGUUCUUUGUCGACGAAACUCCAAUAAGGGUGUUAACAAACACCGACUACACCAACAACUUCUUCCCCAACACAAAACCAAUGUACCUCUUCUCGAGCAUCUGGUGCGGAGACACAUGGGCCACGGAGGGUGGCCUCGUCAAAACGAACUGGACCUACGCCCCGUUCGUUUCCUACUACACUGACUUCUACGUGGACGCCUGCGAGUGGGUAGACCCGUCUCCGGCUUGUCUUUCCACCACCACCCAGAACUGGUGGGAUCAAUCCGGUGCUUGGCAGCUCACGGCGAGCCAGCAGGAGGACUAUAACUGGGUUCAGAAGAACUUUCUGGUUUAUUACUACUGCCUGGAUACCGUAAGGUACCCGCCGCCUACAAUGCCUGAGGAGUGUUCAUCUAACACAAUACAAUACGGCAAUCAAUAUUAUUGAUGAUCAAGAAAGAAUGAGAAGGAUUCUUCUAUGCUUUUUUGCAGUUUGAUUUUCUGUUGUCUAUUGUUUUUUUUUUUUUUGUUAUUUACAUAUAAAUAUAUCUAUAUAAACGCUGCCUAUAUUGGGCUAAUUCUUGUAUUGGAUUUAUUGAAUAAUUUUCCCUGUUAAGUUCCGUCCAAUACAAGUUUAUUGUUGAUUUUGUUCA
Molecule: messenger RNA, 1271 nt
Organism: Rhododendron vialii
Lineage: Eukaryota; Viridiplantae; Streptophyta; Magnoliopsida; Ericales; Ericaceae
Product: probable xyloglucan endotransglucosylase/hydrolase protein 8
Exons: 4
Coding region: 149-1066 (305 amino acids)
Biological process (GO): cell wall biogenesis; xyloglucan metabolic process
Cellular component (GO): apoplast; cell wall
Molecular function (GO): xyloglucan:xyloglucosyl transferase activity; hydrolase activity, hydrolyzing O-glycosyl compounds
Source: RefSeq, a predicted model, not a curated record